AUGGAUGGGUUUUACUCCUCGGUGGGAGGAGAGGGGCAGGACGUGACCAAUGACACCAGCUGGGCAGAGGAAAGCAGCUCCAAGCUGUCCUUCCGUGUGGUGACAGCUGCCUUACUCCUCCUCCUCAUCCUCUCCACGCUCCUGGGGAACACCCUGGUGUGUGUGGCCGUGCUCAAGUUCAGGCACCUGCGCUCCAAGGUCACCAAUUCCUUCGUCGUCUCCCUGGCAGUGUCCGACCUGCUCGUGGCUGUGCUGGUGAUGCCCUGGAGGGCUGCCACCGACCUGGUGGGGUUCUGGCCCUUUGGGGGGGCUUUCUGUGAUGUGUGGGUGGCCUUUGACAUCAUGUGCUCCACAGCCUCCAUCCUCAACCUGUGCAUCAUCAGCGUGGAGCGCUACUGGGCCAUUUCCAGCCCCUUCCGCUACGAGGGGAGGAUGACGCAGCGCGUGGCCUUCGUCAUGAUCGGGGUGGCUUGGCUGCUGUCCCUCCUCAUCUCCUUCAUCCCCGUGCAGCUCCAGUGGCACAGGGACCACAGGCUCCUCGGCCAACAGCAGCCAGGCUUUAACAUCUCCAGGGAGGAGGAGAGCUGUGAUUCCAGGCUCAACAGGACCUACGCCAUCUCCUCGUCCCUCUUCAGCUUCUACAUCCCCGUUGCCGUCAUGCUGGUGACCUACACCCGCAUCUUCUGCAUCGCCCGGCGCCAGAUCCGCAGGAUCUCCUCCCUGGAGAGGGCCAGGGGGCACACCCAGAGCUGCCACAGCCCUCGGGAAGCCUCCCUGAAGAGCUCCUUCAAGAAGGAGACCAAGGUCCUCAAGACCCUCUCCGUCAUCAUGGGCGUCUUUGUCUGCUGCUGGCUGCCCUUCUUCGUGCUCAACUGCGUGGUGCCCUUCUGCGAGCCUGGAGAGCCUCCUUGCGUGGGCCAGAGCGUCUUCAACACCUUUGUCUGGCUUGGGUGGGCCAACUCCUCCCUCAACCCCAUCAUCUACGCCUUCAACGCGGAUUUCCGCAGGGCUUUCGCCGCCCUCCUGGGCUGCGGCUGCCCCGGCAGCGCCGUGGAGAGGCUGAGCCUCAGCAACGAGCUGGCGUCCUACCAGCACGACACCGCCUUCCAGAGGGAGCUGGCGACCCUCAGCUACCCCCAGCAUCUCCCCCACGCCGUUCUGAGGGUGGAAGACACCGAGGGCUCCUCGGAGAAGGUUCCCCAGGUCUCCUCACCCUCCGGUGAUGCCUCUCCGGUGGUGACACCCGUGGGGGGUGACGUGGCCAUCUCGCUGGUGAAGGUCCCACCUCUCACCAGCAACGCCUUCCACUGA
Molecule: messenger RNA, 1311 nt
Organism: Myiozetetes cayanensis
Lineage: Eukaryota; Metazoa; Chordata; Aves; Passeriformes; Tyrannidae
Product: D(1) dopamine receptor-like
Exons: 1
Coding region: 1-1311 (436 amino acids)
Biological process (GO): adenylate cyclase-activating adrenergic receptor signaling pathway
Cellular component (GO): membrane
Molecular function (GO): G protein-coupled receptor activity
Source: RefSeq, a predicted model, not a curated record